UGAAAAAUAAUGAGCGAGUGGCUGAUUCUCGCUGCCAUUGUCGCAUAUGUGGUUUGCUUGAAAUGUAUUUAUUAUCGAUAUCGGUGGUCUUUAAAAGAGCCGUUCGAACAUGUUCUGAAUGUUGUACAGUCCCGGGAAAGAAACGGAGGUGACAUUAAAGCUCUAAUUGUAACUGCACACCCAGAUGACGAAUGCAUGUUUUUUGGACCAACGAUCAUACGACUUGUCGAGUUUAAAGUCAACGUCCACUUGAUGUGUUUAUCUCAAGGAGACUACUACCAUCAAGGUGCUCAACGUAAACAAGAACUUUACGACAGCUGUGCUAAACUGGGCAUACCAUCCUCCAGAAUCACCAUCAUAAACCACAAGAAACUUCCAGACGAUCCCAAAGUCGAAUGGAGCAUCUCCUUGGCUGCCUCUAUAAUUGCGAAACACUUGGAAGCUCACUCUGUCAACAUGGUGCUGACCUUCGAUGGAAGAGGAGUGAGUGGCCAUGCCAACCACAUAUCCAUCUAUAAAGCUGUCAGGCACCUUGUUUACACUGACCAAGUACCCAAUGACUGUUGUUUUCUCUCCUUGGUGACUGUUGGCCUGCUCCGGAAGUAUGUUUCUUUCUUGGAACUUCCUUUCAGCUGGCUGCUGCCCUCCUCCCUCUGCUGUAUGAAUGGCUCGGAUGGCUAUAGCCAAUGCAAAGCUGCCAUGCUUUGUCAUCGCACUCAACUCGUCUGGUUUCGUUAUCUGUACGUCACCUUCUCAAGAUACAUGUACAUCAACACAUUCCAAAUGAUUCCACAAGCACCAAAGUGUCACAAAAUGUAUUAGAAGUUGCUCUAAUGUAUCCAUUUUUCUUUACACCUUGUUAAUAAGUCAUAAAUCUGAUAAACCUUUUUUAGGUCAACUUUGUAAUAAAAUGUACAAAUGCA
Molecule: messenger RNA, 923 nt
Organism: Nerophis lumbriciformis (worm pipefish)
Lineage: Eukaryota; Metazoa; Chordata; Actinopteri; Syngnathiformes; Syngnathidae
Gene: pigl
Product: phosphatidylinositol glycan anchor biosynthesis, class L
Cellular component (GO): endoplasmic reticulum
Molecular function (GO): N-acetylglucosaminylphosphatidylinositol deacetylase activity
Source: RefSeq, a predicted model, not a curated record